CACAGAUCAUCCACACAUUUUCACACGUCUGCACAUGUCCUCCACAUGUCACCGAAUAUCUUCCACACGCCUCCACACGUCUCCACAUGUCCUCCACAUUUCUUCACAUAUCCUCCACGUCUCCGAAUGUCCUCCAAACAUCGCCACACGACUCCACGUGUCUUCCACAAGUAUCAACACGUCUCCACAUGUCCUCCACAGGUCUCAACAUGUCAUCACCACGUCUCAAUAUAUCAUCCACACGUCUCCACACGUCUCCAAAUUUCCUCCACACGUCUCCGCAUGUCCUGAACGCGUCUCCGCAUGUCCUCCUCACGUCACCACAUGUUUUCAACACGCCUCCACACGUCUCCACAUGUCCUUCACGUCUCCAUAUGUCCUCCACACUUCACCAAAUGUCCUCAACACGUCUCCACAUGUCCUUCACAGGUCUCCACGUGUCCUCCACAUGUCCUCCACAUGUCUCCACAUAUCCUCCCCGUCUCCACAUGUGCCCACACGUCCCAACACGACUCCAUUCGCCUCAACAUGUCCUCCACAUGUCCUCCACACAUCUCCACAUGUCUCCACGUGUCUUCCACACGUCUCAACACGUCUCCAAAUGUCCUCCACAGGUCUCCACAUGUCCUCACCACGUCUCCACAUAUCACCCACACGUCUCCACACGUCUCCACACGUCUCCACACGUCUCCACAUGUCCUGAACGCAUCUCCACAUUUCCUCCACACGUCUGCACAUAUACUCCACACGUCUCCACAGAUCAUCCACACGUAUCCACAUGUCUCCACAUGUCCUCCACGCGUCUGCACAUGUCCUCCACAUGUCACCGAAUGUCUUCCACACGCCUCCACAAGUCUCCACGUGUCCUCCACAUGUCUCCACAUAUCCUCCACGUCUCCGUAUGUCCUCCCCACGUCCCCACAUGACUUCUAUUCGUCUCCACAUGUGCCUGCACGUCUCCACACGACUCCACUCGCCUCAACAUGUCCUUCACACGUAUCCACAUGUGCCCACAAGUCUCCACAUGUCCUCCACAGAUCAUCCACACAUCUCCACACGUCCCAACGUGUCUUCCACAUGUCUCAAAAGGUCCUCCACAAGUCUCCGCAUGUCAUCCUCACGUCACCACAUGUCUUCCACACGUCUCCACCAGUCCUCCACACGUCUCCACGUGUCCUCCACAUGUCACCGAAUGUCUUCCACACGCCUCCACACGUCUCCACCUGUCCUCAACACGUCUCCACAUGUCCUCCACAUGUCACCGAAUGACUUCCACACGCCUCCACACGUCUCCACAUAUCCUCCACGUCUCCGCAUGUCCUCGACACGUCCCCAUAUGACUUCCAUUCGUCUCCACACGUGCCCGCACGUCUCCACACGACUCCACUCGCAUCCACAUGUCCUCCACACAUCUCCACAUGUCUCCACAUGUCUUCCACACGUCUCCACACGUCUCAACGUGUCCUUCACACGUCUCUACAUGUCCUCCACACGGCUCCACGUGUGCCCACAAGUCUCCACAUGUAAUCAUUGAAAGUGAUCUGAAUAUAUACUCAUUUGAAUCUGCAGUUAUAUCAGCUAAUUCAAGAUACGACUUCAUGUGUUGAACAGGACACAUGUCAGACAAUGUAGCAGCUGUGACAACCCAUGCACCAUCUCGGUAAACAUCGGUUUGGGAUUUAUCAAUAAAAAUAGACAUAUACUGGUCAUACAAAUAUAUAUCAGAUCUGGAGAAAUGCGGCAACUCGCAGGAACGCAAAAAUCCCGAAUAAGCCACAAGAAUCAUGGUUACCAAUCUACUGUCUUUUAAAUUUGAUUUUCACUUAGAAGUGAUAACUAUAUAUGAGAUACCUUAUAUGAGAUACAGUGAUUGGCUCUUUUUUGCACACAGACUUAGCAAGUCUCCUUUGGCCAGCUUCCAAUACAUUUUGUACCAGAGUAUUCUCAGUUGGGCUAGUGAGUCCAACAAUAACAUGGGCAUAUCUUACGCUGUAAAAUGCAUUCAUAACUGGGGAUAUACUAUCACAGCUUUGUAUCAAUGAUAAUAGAUAAAGAGCACAAUGCAAAGGUAUUAAUGGAAUAGAACCUGAUAAACCGUGAGAUUCAGCCCAAAGCUUGAAUCGCCUGAAACCAUAAUCAUAAGAUUUAUAUGAUGAAGCAGAUCUCGCUUCAUUCAAGAGUUCAUUCAGUGGAUUUAUCUCAUUUCUCACCAUACACACAUUGUUAUAUACAUGAACCUGAAACAAAAACAACAUGCUAUGAAUCACAUCAUCCAGAAUAAUCUAUAUUCAAUGCUAACAUCGGAAACUUCAAAUCUGGAAACUUGGAAUCAGUGUCGUAUAAUCUGCUCAGAUAAUCUGCCCUAUCAUUGAGGCAGCGAGGAAUCCAUUCAAUGUCCAGCUGAAUACUAUACUGUAAGCUCAUCUGGAAACUUUCCAGAGCUAUUCACUUAAGAUGAACUUUCAUACUUCCUUUCUGCACAACUGAAACAACGUUUUGGUUGUCUGUGAACCAUUUCACUGUGUGGAAUCCUAAAAAACUGAGAAAGCUACUAAGUACCAUGGUAACUGCUAUGAGUUCCCUCCACGUGGAGCUCCUCUAUAUUUCACUAACUGACCAUUGUCCAUGAGAAAAAAUAAACUAUCCUAGUAGGGGAACUUUCAGCACGCAAGGACCUCGAGUUAUACACUGAAAUGUUGGACAACCAAAACCUAAGUUGUUCAUAACUAGAAGGAGAUAAAUAGAUCCUGUCAUUCCAAGACCUUGCCUGUAACACAUCAAUAGAUAAUGCCCUCGUCAUGAGCUGACUGACAGAACCAAUUACUGGCUUCAUUGCUAUUACCUGACCUACAACUGACGAAAUACUCCGGACCGGUAUCUUGCAUUUCAUUUCCACAAUGUUAUCAAUACAACCCUUGAGUUUACUAAUUUUCCUAUCGGGUACGGUUAGCGUGAACUGUGAAGUAUCUACGCAAAAGCCAAGCCAUUCUAAGCACUGUGAUGGUGACCACAACGACUUCUCAACUCUAGGAACGAAACCAGAUUGAACCAAAUCACCUUUGACCUUCACUGCCGAGUCCCUGCAACCAUUUUCUGAAAAUUCAACCAUAAUUCCAUCAUCAAGAAAUGUAACAAUACAAAGACCAUCAUAGCGCCAUCUUUUUUACUAACUGUCUGGUAACUUUUGUAAAGAUAUAAGGAGCUGAUGUCCAACCAAAUGGCAAUACUAGAAACUUAUAGUAUUUCUUCCCCAGUGGUAAGGUCCAUGAAAAGCCAAGAUGAGCCGUAUGCUGUGGAAACAUUUCGAUGUGAUGCACGACUGGGUGGCUGUGAUGGGACUGUGACGAGCGGGCAGUCUCUCCUCCAGUGUGACGGAUCUCCGCACGCGAAGCACGUGCCUGUUCUGUAGUUUGUACGAAAGGGCCGCUGGGAUAUGGCGGGCUGAGUUGUAAGGUUAGCCACAGGAAAAGUAGACUGGGUAACAGUCGCUGUAGGUUUCCUAUACGGAGAAAACCUUUCAAACUUGGACCGCUUCUUCUCAAGUUUUUUAACAGCUCUGGCUUCAGCUCGGAACAUCCUUCUUUCAUCGUCGGAAUUAUCAGCCAGCUCAUUGUUCUCAUACUGACGCACUGUUUCCCACCCAGCUUCUGAUGUAUCUGCUAAUUUGAUAUGCUUAUUUCUUCGUUCUAUGCGUGAAAUCUCAGUGGCGAUCAGCUCGUGAAGAUGCUCCCCUUUUCCAUAAUCAAAAGCAAACUUAAUUUGCUUCAAAUUGUCUAUAAUGUCCACAUUAAAGUUAUACUGUAUUUUAUGGCCGUCACGUUUCCACGCGAAUUCUUUCUCAGAUUUAAUUUUCUGCAAUUCCAAAGAAGUUCUCUUCAAACUAGCAUGCAAACCUGCAAGUUUAGCAUCCACUGCUUUGUCAAUGUCUGCUGUGGAUACCUACUGUGAUAACAUGCUAUCCAGUUUUUCGUUGAUCUCGGGCGGAAUGGCCAUAGUCCAAUUAAAAGAUGCACGUGGACUAUACUUUUGCGGGAAUAAAGCUGCUUGUUUUAUGGCUAGACCGCAGGCGAGAAUGAACUCCCCGACCUAUGACGUCACUCAUAUACUCCAUAUAAGCGCCAAGUUACUCCCCCUUUGUAUCUGGUUUGUGCAUGAAGAGAAAUCAAUUUCAUUCUAAUUCAUUCUAUUCAAACUAAAGAAAUUUCAUUAUUCCUUGGCAUAUCAGUACGUCGUCCAAUUUCGAUUAAAAGCUCAAGCGAGGAACAUCUAAAUUUGUAACAUUAAUAUAAAAAGAUACUUGUCUGCAUGAAUGAAUGUUUAACAUUUUAUAAUACAGAAAUCGAAAUACAGAAGAUAAAGAUUGACUCCUGGUUUGAACAUACAUAUCCUUUUACAUGCGUGAAAGAGUUAAUGAAAUGGUUAUUAGAAUUUAAAGUUUGUUAAUUCUAUACAUAGCCAUAACGAUUUGGUAUAAGUUCAUUAUUGAAGAACGAUGUAGAGACGUCGAGGACAUUUCCAAUUUGACGCAUCAGUGACAAAAAUUAUGUCCGAUGCAAUUCCCUAUUUUGACUUGUAUAGAAGAAUCUUAUAAAGUGUGCAAGGAAAAGAUACUAGACAUUUUUAAUGGAGCCAGAAAUAAGAAUCCUACAUGUGAGGAACUUGCUGAUAGAGACAUAGAACGUGCACACAGGAUAUUCAGCAAAACAACAAAUAAACCCCGCCCUCUUAUAGUGAAAAUGGCACACUGGGAUGAUAAAAUCCAAAUACUUGGAUUUAGGGAUACCCUGAGAGAAGUGGUAUAUGGUGUCGCUAAUGACCUAACAUAUUUCCAGCAACAAGAGCUAGGCAGGUCGUGAAAGUCCAGAUAAGGGUUGUUUUUUUACAAAGGAGGGAAACUUGUGGAGGAUGUGAAGAAGGGUAGUGAGAUGAGAGAUAGCCAAGAGACACCAGAGAGAACUACAGCAUACAUACGGGAAAGAAGGGAUAGCCAGAACAUCAGAACAUCACCCUCAUAAGGACAUAGACGGGGAGGUUCACACACAGGACCACGACUUCUGAGUUCUCGCUCUAAGGCCUGGGACAGGACAGCAACCCGCUGCGGUUGCGACGAUACCGAGCGUGAUUGUAGGACGUCUCAUGUAGAUGACUGUAAAUUUGAAAAUAGAACAUUUGUUUUCUGGAAUGUAUCAGGACUUAAUUCUAAAUUAACUGAUCAGGACUUUACCGAUUAUUUAAACUCAUUUGACUUACUCGGCAGAAAAGAAACAUGGAUGAAAGAUAUAGACAUAAAUUUGAUAUUUCUAGGAUUCAAGAUAUGGAUCAAAGAAGCUGAAAAGAUUUCCAACUGGUGGUAUUGCCAUAUUCAGUUAGACAACAACUUGUUAAAUAUGGAAAAUGGUCUCAAGUUUACGACAGUGGCAUUUUCGUGCUGUUAGAUAAAACCGUAUUUGGAUUUUAAAAAGAUUUGCUAUAUUCAUGUGAUUAUGUUCAUCCUGAAUGUUCGACGUUACACAAACCUUUGGA
Haliotis rufescens (red abalone) is the source of this 5523-nucleotide messenger RNA. Its product is annotated as extensin-1-like. Bases 304 to 1269 code for a protein of 321 amino acids. The transcript has 2 exons. Lineage: Eukaryota; Metazoa; Mollusca; Gastropoda; Lepetellida; Haliotidae. The record is from RefSeq and is a predicted model, not a curated record.